Messenger RNA from Myxocyprinus asiaticus (Chinese sucker), 7390 nucleotides. RefSeq names its product sodium/hydrogen exchanger 1-like. The coding region runs from base 628 to 2952 and encodes 774 amino acids. Gene Ontology annotation, cellular component: membrane. Gene Ontology annotation, molecular function: sodium:proton antiporter activity. Lineage: Eukaryota; Metazoa; Chordata; Actinopteri; Cypriniformes; Catostomidae. Gene Ontology annotation, biological process: sodium ion transport; regulation of pH; proton transmembrane transport. The transcript has 13 exons. The record is from RefSeq and is a predicted model, not a curated record.
UUCCGCAUCACUCACUGCAAGCAUGCAAUAGUGACUUGAUCGGUGCGUAAUGGUUUGUUAGAGCUCUAAAGGACAUUAAAGAAGCGUCGAAGAGAUCACCUGAUACUACAACCCAAGACCACAACGUCAUUCGUAGUUUAAUCGACUUUUUUUCCCCCUUCCGUGUCGGGACAGGACAGCAUGACUUGAUGUUAAAUGCAAAAUCCAUGAUCGGAACAUCUGGACCGCAUCGAUUCGGAGUGUUUCGGAGUUGUCACUGAAUACAGUGUUUCUGAUGGGCUGCUGGAGGAAAAAAAAUGCAGAUCAGCUACUUUUAUCUUUCAAACACAAUACAGUGCCUUUUGGGAAUAUUUUAACACCAAUAUCUUCAAUUUAAAUGAGUUUUUCCUUUUGUUUCAGACAGAAGGCGGGUUAGAGACUUGACACUGAGGACGAGGAAGUUGGCGAGGCAGGGCUAGUCUAAAGUGUGCUCUGGGCACAUGCCAACCUGCAUUAUACUUCAGUUUAAUCAAAUGGGCUUUAUUGGCGUGAUGAUAAAAGCAUUUGAAAGGACUGCAAAAAAUGAGAUUUGAACAGACGGGGCCAAAUGUUGAAAUAAGUGAAAAUUAAAGUGUAUUACUUUAGGACAUGUCUCUUCUUGAACGCACAACAUUUAUGGGGCUCAAGAUGUUCAUCAUGGUCUUAGUGCUCUUGGUGGGCAGCUUGAUGCCCCUUGGAGCGGCCGCCAGCUCUCCGGAGAUGGGCACCGGCCAUGGAGAUCACAAAGACACGUCCACUAACCACACCAAGAAAUCUUUCCCGGUUCUGUCUUUUGAUUAUGGACACGUCCGUCUCCCCUUUGAGAUAUCAUUAUGGGUGCUGCUGGCUUCCUUAAUGAAAUUGGGGUUCCAUUUGAUUCCACGGGUGUCCAGUAUCGUUCCGGAGAGCUGUUUGCUCAUCGUGGUGGGCCUGUUGAUUGGCGGUCUUAUGAAGUUGGUGGGUGAUGUCCCAAUAGUGCUGAAAUCCGAGAUCUUUUUCUUCUAUCUCUUGCCUCCCAUCAUCCUGGACGCCGGCUACUUCCUGCCCAUACGGCCGUUCACGGAGAACCUGGGCACCAUCCUCAUGUUCGCAGUGGUGGGAACGCUGUGGAACGCCUUUUUCAUUGGUGGUCUUCUGUACGGGGUGUGCCAGCUUGAGGGCGUUCACCUGGUGCAAGUGGACCUCCUGUCUUGCCUGCUGUUUGGGUCCAUCGUCUCAGCUGUCGACCCGGUGGCCGUUCUGGCAGUGUUUGAAGAGAUCCACAUCAACGAAUUGCUCCACAUUCUGGUGUUUGGAGAGUCACUACUCAAUGACGCAGUCACUGUGGUUCUCUAUCAUCUGUUCGAGGAGUUCAGAAGUGUGCCUUCCAUCACUUUCAUUGAUGGGUUACUGGGAAUCGCAUGUUUCCUGGUCGUGUCGUUGGGCGGUAUCAUUGUGGGCGCCAUCUACGGCAUUCUGGCAGCAUUCACGUCACGGUUCACCUCGCACACGCGCGUCAUCGAGCCUCUGUUCGUCUUCGUCUACAGCUACAUGGCGUACCUGUCAGCAGAGGUGUUCCACCUGUCUGGUAUCAUGGCUUUGAUCGCAUGUGGUGCUGUCAUGCGUCCGUAUGUGGAGGCCAACAUCUCACAUAAGUCCCACACCACCAUCAAGUACUUCCUGAAGAUGUGGAGCAGCGUGAGCGACACGCUCAUCUUCAUAUUCCUGGGUGUGUCGACGGUGGCCGGGGAGCACCAGUGGAAUUGGACUUUUGUCGUCAUGACCGUCAUUCUUUGCUUAGUCUCCCGUGUUCUGGGUGUCAUCGGCUUGACCUUCAUCAUCAACAAGUUCCGUAUCAUGAAACUGACCACUAAGGACCAGUUUAUCAUAGCAUACGGUGGUUUGAGAGGAGCGAUCGCCUUCUCCCUGUGCUACCUCCUCGACCCUCAUCUCUUUCCCAAGAAAAAUAUGUUCCUUACUGCCAUCAUCACCGUCAUCUUCUUCACUGUGUUUGUGCAGGGUAUGACCAUCAGACCUUUGGUUGACCUCCUGGCUGUCAAGAAGAAACAGGAAACAAAGCGAUCUAUUAAUGAAGAGAUUCAUACACAGUUUUUGGACCACCUGCUAACAGGCAUCGAGGAUGUAUGUGGACAUUAUGGACAUCAUCACUGGAAGGACAAGUUGAACCGCUUCAAUAAGAAGUACGUGAAGAAGUGUCUGAUAGUGGGCGAGCGCUCCAAAGAACCACAGCUGAUUGCCUUCUACCAUAAGAUGGAGAUGAAGCAGGCCAUCGAGCUGGUGGAGAGUGGUGGGGGUUCUAAACUUCCCUCUGCCAUGCCAUCCACAGUCUCCAUGCAAAACAUCCAACCCAAGAAGCCUCCUCAGUUGAGAGCUCUACCUCAACUCUCUAAAGCUCGUGAGGAGGAGAUCAGGAACAUCCUGCGCACAAACCUACAGAGAACACGCCAGAGACUGCGCUCUUAUAAUAGACACACUCUGGUGGCUGAUCCGUACGAGGACGGCUGGGACGAGAUCCUCAUGAAACGCAGGAAAAUGAAGGAGAUGGGGAAGAAGAUAUCACAGAUGAACAAUUACCUCACUGUUCCAGCUCCGCCCCCUGAUUCACCGACCGUUGCACGAGCGCGACUGGCUUCUGACCCUCAAGCGUGGGGCAUUGAGCCUGUCAAAGAGAGCAUCCCCACGAUUAAAGUGGAUCUCGCCUCACCUCAGAGCCCAGAGUCCGUCAGCGUGGUGGAUGAACUGGGCAAGAAGAGUAGCCAGCAGAAGGACUGCGAGGAAGAGAGUGGUCUGAUGAUGAAACCGCCCCCUCUUGUGGAGAGAAAAGACGAGACAGGUGAAGACGACGACGAUGGUAAAGAGCCAAAACAACUCAUGCGCUGUCUGAGUGACCCGGGCCCCAGCGCCGAAGAGGAGGAUGAGCCCUUCAUCUUUUGAGAAAGCGAAUGAACGAAUGAACCCCGACUGCCUGCUUGAGGACAGAGGAGACGGUACUGUGUUUGCACCCCUCUGGACCUGUAAAUCACAGAGGAUUCUUAAACCGCUCUAAAAUGGAGGACAGAUUUAUUCUGCAGGACGGCAAAAACGAGAACGUCAGGAAAACAAAACUGUCGAUGAACCAUAAUAAAGAAAAUGAAAAGAACUCAGAAAAGCAAUUUUAUUGCAUUGUCAUUGUCCUUUUCAUUUUAAACUAAAAAUGAAAAUUCUGUCAUUAUUUACUCACCCUCAUGUCGUUUCAUAUGCUGUUUUUUGGGGGGUUUGUUUGAUACUUUUUGAAGAAUAUUUGCGCUGCUCUCUUCCAUACAGCAACGGUUUAUAGUAACCACAUCUGUCAAGCCCUAAAAAGUACAAAACUACUCAAAAAGUACCAUUAAAACUCCAUAUAACGUGUGCGGCAUAUUCCAACAAAGCACUGCGGUCGUUUUUUGUGACGAACAGGCUGAAAUGUAUUCAGUGAUUUUUAAUGUGUUAGUCACGUACUGUAUAUUGAAAUUCAUGUGUAGUGUUUGGCUACAACACGAAAAAAAAAAAAAUGACAAAACUAGUAUAAAAGUACCAUGAAUUUCAAUACGAUGUGUGCGCAUUAUUGCGAGUUUUCUUACGAAGCCUUACGAUAGUUUUGUGUCAAGAACAGGCUGAAAUUGAAGUCGUUAUUCAGUGAUAUUCAUGCACUUAUGUGACGUAUAUUCGAACUUUUGUGUCGCCUUUAGCUGACACGCAAGAAAAAAAAUACAAAACCACUAUAAAAGUACCAUAAAACUCCGUACAACGUGCGCGGCAUAUUCCGACCAAGCAUCGCAGUAGUUUUGUGUGCGGAACAGAUAGAAAUUUAGGUAGCUAUUCAGUGAUGUUCACGUGCUAAUCGCGUAUAUUUAAAUUCGUGUGUCGCAUUUGGCUACUACACACAAUAAAUAAUGACAAAACCACUAUAAAAGUACCAUAACACUCCAUUUAAAGUAUAAGCAAUAUUCCGAGUCUUUUUACGAAGCCUUGCGAUAGUUUUUGUGAAAAUGCUGAAAUUUAGGUAGUUAUUCAGUGAUUUCCACCAUUGGCGUCGCCAGGUCAUUUUUCCGGGGCUUCAGCCCCGAAUGUAAUUUUAAAUGUAGCCUACGCAAUAAUAUUGCUACAUUUUGUUUGAAGUUCAUGUGACGUGACACCCCCCCCCCCUCCCCCGCUCCCGCUAAGCCCUGAACCUCCUCAAGUCCUAGAAACGGCCCUUAUUUCCACGGGCUAUUCGCAUUUGGCAACUACACACAAGAAAUAAUUACAAAACCAAUGUAAAUGUGUCAUAACACUCCAUACAACGUGUGCGCCAUAUUCCGAGUUUUCUUGCAAAGCCUUAAGAUCGUUUUGUUUGAGGAAUAGACUGAAAUUUAGGUCGUUAUUUAGUUAAAUUCGGGCGUCGGUUGCGCAUAUUUGUACUUGUAUGUCGCAUUUGCCAACGACACGCUAAAAAAUAAUUACAAAACCAUAGAAGUACCACAACACUCCAUACAGCGAGUGCACCAUAUUCCGAAUCUUCUUACGAAGCCUUAAGAUAGUUUUGUUUGAGGAAUAGACUGAAGAUUUUCAGUGAUGUGAACUACUUUUUUAUACUUGCAUUUUGGAGGCUGUGUUGCAUGGAAAAGAGCUGCGUUAAGAUUCUGUAGAAUUCUCCUGUUCACAUUCAAAAUAGCAGCUUUUAAGUUUGGAAUGACAUGAAGGUGAGUAGAUGAUGACAACUAUUACUUUAAACUAAUGCCGUGUCCUAACCAGCUGCAACCACAUCGAGCAACGGGAUAUUUUGUCAGUCAGUUGGUUUCUAUAUUUCUGUCGUGUUGCACUUGGUUGCUCCACCCACUGUGCAAUCUCAUUGGUCCAAAAUCCUGCUCUGACAUGUAUGUUAAUUAUCAGAUAUGUUCUGAUUGGCUGUGAUUUUGUCAUGUUGCAUUUUCGAGUUUAGUGUGGACAGACAAAUUGCUUGUUGCUUCAUGCCUGGUUAGGACACAGUGUAAGUAAAUAUCGCCGUCUCUGCGUUUACCGUUGAAUAAAUCGAAUUUAAAAUGAGGGGAACCGAUCUAUGCAUUACCAAAGGACAGCACUGUUUAGUCUCAUGCUAUAUUCCGGUUAAAUGCUUUCCUUUGUACUUUUGUUGCUUUUAAAACAUUGAUGUAUUUGAUUCAGUUUGUGCACAUGAAUUGCCUUUUGUUUGUUUUUGAGUUGCGCAGGUAUCACUAUUCAUGUUUUACCUCUAGAGGUUUUACAGAUGUUUAUCAGGAGCAAUACGAAAACGGUCACAUUACUUACUUUCUUAUAUUUAUCAGUCAGACGGUGCGUAUUUACAGUGGCUUAUUGUUCUGUUGACAUGCGACCGGAACGCGUCUGGUUUCACACGUUAUUAUGACAUCAUCAGACAUAUGACAUUUCACACUGAAAACUUUACGACAAUGGAAGAAAUGUCACGCUGCGUUUGCAUCGCAUUAAUGUUGAAUUAACGAAAUAUUCAAUGUGACUGCAAAAAAAAAAAAAGAUUACGAUUUGCAAAUGUUUUGUCUUUUUUUAGCUAACUGGAUUUUGAAUUCCAAAAAUCACACCAAAAAUAGUAGUUCAUUUCAGCUAGUAAGGAAAUUCCAGCCAGACUGAACGACCAAGUUGUGAUUGUGUUUGCUUGUACUUUAUGAAAUAUCAAAGAUCAUUUUGUUACAAAAAAGAGCACUUUCAAGUGUUGACCACGUAGAAAAAUAUCUGGACUGUCAUAUCAGCAGACCUCCGUUUAAAGGGAGAGUUCUCUCAAAAUGUAAAAAUCUGUCAUUAUUUACCCACCCUCAUGACGUUUCAAACCCAUAUGCUGUUUUUUUCUCUUUCUCCAAGGAACACAAUAGCAGAACUUUAUAAAAACCAUCGUGUAGCCAAACAGUUUGUCCACACCACAGUUUGUUGCUGUCAAACUCUUAAAAAAAAUAAAUAAAAAAAUAAAAAAAGUUAAAGUAUCAAAAUAUGGAAGGCUGUUUCCACAAGAAAGAAGUGGUAAAAAAAAAAAAAAAAAAAGAAAUAAUAAUGAACACUGUUAAGACAUUGGAAAGUCAUAAUUAUGAGGGGGGGGAAAAGUCAAAAUUCUGAGAUGAGUCAUAAAUAUGAGAUGCUAAAUCACAAUUAUGAAACUGUAAUUAAAAAAUAACAAAUAUUAGAUUAGUGUCUCAUACAGUAAUUAUGACCUUUUCAUCUCUACUUUUUAAUAUUUUUGACUUUUUGUCUCAAUCUCAUAAUGUUGAUAUUUUUUUUAUAUCAUAUGUCAUAAAUAUGACUUUGAAUAUAAUAAUAAUGUAUUUUAUUUCAUUAAUAUGACACCUCAUAAUUAUGACUUACCGAAGCAAAAAAGAAAAAAAACAACCAAAAAUCAACAUGGCAGAAAUGAGCUUUUUUUAUGUUAUAGUAGUCCAUACAACUUAAGUCUUCUGACAACAUGCAGUAGCUCUGUGUGAGGCACAGACACAAAUUUUAGUCUUUAUGAACUGAAAAUCUCUACACUGCUAAAGUCGGAAAGAGAAGAUUUUAAGUGGCUGACAACUUACAGACUGUCUUACGCAAAGCUCUUCUAUAUUACAGAAUACUUGGAAAAUGUAUGUGAGGGUAAGUAAAUAAUGACAGUGUUUUUUGGUGAGAACUAUUCCUUUUGUACAUGCGGUUUGACACUGUCACAAAGCCCUUCACCAGGUAGCUCUAUAGCCAUACAUGAUUCUAUAUUUGGUGGUGCAAAUACCAGGGUAGUAGUGGUACACAGGGUUCGUGAAUUUGCAUUGCAUGACCCCAAAUUGUUUGAUUGUUUCCUGGAAGAACUAUGCAGUGUUGGAGUUAAAGAACAGGUCUUUACACCCCUAAAUUAAACAAUUCCCUUUAAAACUUUUGCACCAUAAGUAUAAUACACUGUCCUUUGAUUGUCCUCUGUUACAAGAGGACAUUUGGGCAUUAAGUUCAAGGCAUUGUCCUACUCUGUCAGUGCACUGCCUGUUUAAAAAAUACAUGGAAACAAAUACUUUAUUUUGCAUGCACAGAGAGUAGAUUAGACUUGUUAUAAUGUAAGAUGUGGUAAAAACGCAGUAUUUAUACAUUUCAUGUGAUCUCUAAAAAUCUGUUAAUGUAUGUAGUCUGCUUUGAAGUAUGACAGAGCUAUAACAAAUGAUUUUCCCACUUACAAACUUUCUGUGCUAGUUCUGGACAUGUGGAGUGCUUCUUUUGCCUUUGAAAAGAGAGGACAUCCUCUUCUUUGGCCUUAUUUUGCUUAAAAGAUGUGCAUACUUUACUGUAAAAAUCAUUUUAUUAAUCAGUGUUUUUUUUUUUUUUUGCUUUUGCUUUCUUGUAAAAAAUAUAUGGUAAAACUACAUAUGGCAGAUGCUUU